This is a messenger RNA of Fraxinus pennsylvanica, 1911 nucleotides long. NCBI's taxonomy places the organism in Eukaryota, Viridiplantae, Streptophyta, Magnoliopsida, Lamiales, Oleaceae. The record is from the annotation of a GenBank genome assembly.
AUGGCGGCGAAUCCUGACAAGAAAAGAAAGCGGGCUCCGGCUCCGAAAUCGGAAGGGGGAAAAUCAAACCUUAAAAAACCAAAAGUAAUUGGAAGUAAUAAUCUGAUUAAAGGUUCAAAAAGGCCCUUUAAAUCACCCGGAAAAGAACAUUUACGGCGUGCAGGAAAGCCUAAGGUGCAGAAAGGUGAUGUGGACGAUAAGAAACUGCGUCGUUUACAAGCAAAGGAACUAGCUGAAGCUAGGAAAAAGAAGAGGAAGAAACAUUACACACUGGAGCAAGAACUUGCCUCACUUUGGGAGAAGAUGAGAGUUCGAGAUAUUAAAAAAGAAGAUAGAUCCAAGCAUGUGAGUGAAGCACUCAAGAAGAUGAAGGGGAAGAUCCCUGAAAUUGCAAGCUCCCACGUUUCAUCUCGUGUUCUUCAGACUUGUGUCAAACACUGUACACAAGAUGAAAGAAAAGCUGUGUUUACGGAGCUCCGGCCCCACUUUAUUUCCCUCGUCAGCAAUACUUAUGCAGUUCAUCUAGUUACAAAGAUGUUAGAUAAUGCAUCCAAAGAACAGGUGGCAGAGUUUAUCUCCUCCCUCCAUGGGCAUGUUGCUUCUCUUCUUCGACAAAUGGUCGGUUCACUUGUUAUUGAACAUGCUUAUAGUUUGGGGAGUGCAACACAGAAGCAAGCUCUUUUGAUGGAGCUAUAUUCGCCCGAACUUCAAUUAUUUAAGGAUUUGGUCACGAUACAGGAGACCAGGUUAGUAGAUGUAAUAUCUAAGCUACAAUUACAAAAAUCGUCAGUAUUACGCCACAUGAGCUCUGUUCUUCAACCAAUUCUUGAGAAAGGGAUAUUAGACCAUUCCAUUGUACACAGAGCAUUAAUGGAGUAUUUAACAGUUGCUGACGGGUCUUCUGCUGCAGAUGUAAUCCAGCACUUGUCAGGUUCAGGUCUUGUGCGGGUGAUUCACACCAAGGAUGGAUCCAGACUUGGUAGUCUCUGUGUCAAGCAUGGGAAUGCCAAGGAGCGGAAGAAAAUUAUUAAAGGCAUGAAAGGCCAUAUUGACAAAAUAGCUCAUGAUAGAUAUGGAAGUAUGGUCCUUGUCUGCAUUCUUUCGAUUGUUGAUGACACAAAACUUAUAUCAAAGAUCAUCCUUAAAGAACUCCAAGGAAAUUUAAAGGAGCUUAUUUUAGAUCAGAACGCAAGACGUCCUUUCCUGCAGCUACUCCAUCCAAAUUAUCCUCGAUAUCUCAGUCCAGACGAUUUGACUUCCAUGAGUUUAUCUAUUCCAUCUAUCAGAAAUAAGGGUGAAUCAGAUGCGAACUUUAAGGGUGAUGAAGCUAUUGAAGAGGAUAGAAACGGUGAAGGCGAAACCUCCGAUACAAGUAUUCAUCUAAAUGAUGGUGGUAAGAAGGAUUCUUUUACACGAAGGCAGGAGUUGUUAGUUAAUAGUGGGCUUGCUGAGAAACUCAUUGAUGCAUGCCAUGAAAUUGCAGGAGAGUUACUGAGGUCUAAAUUUGGGAAAGAAAUCAUAUAUGAGGUUGCUACUGGAGGAGCUGAUGGUAUACUCCAUCCAACUUUGGAUGAAAAGUUAGCCACUCUGCAUGAAGCUAUAGUUUCACUCGCUAUGCAGCCUAAGCAGGAUGAUGCAGAAGAGGAGCAUAUUCUCGAACAGUUCCAUUCGAGCAGGACUAUUAGAAAACUUGUUCUUGACUGUCCUGCUUUUGCUUUGACCCUGUGGGAAAAAGCUCUAAAAGGAAAAUGUGCAACCUGGGUCAAAGGACAUAGUUCCAAGGUCGUUAGCGCAUUCGUGGAAACCUCGGAUUCCAAGGUAAAAGAGCUGGCAAACAAAGAGUUGCAGCCCUUCAUAGACAGUGGUCUUCUCAGAUUACCAGUAGCAGACGAGUCGAUAAGAAAUGAAUAA